UCUAUAUUCCAGUUAGUAAUAAAUACUUAAUCACAAAGCAAGCUCAAAUUUCCACCACAAAGGCUUUACCUUCUCUCUUUCAAUUUCCAACCUGUUUUUACAGCAGAAUGAGUUUGACAUCCAGGAUGCAUCCUUCAAAGUUAUUUUAGGCUUCUGUCGGCUUCCUCCUCAUAUUGCCUUUUUGUUGAGUCUGGGGCUUAGCAAUAAAUAAAGGUAUUGAAGAACAAAACAUUAUCGCAACGUCUUUAUUUGUUAAUGGGUGUUUAGACCCAGGAAAGCGAGGGUCAUCAGGGUGUCACGUGUCUACAACACUGACAAUGAAUAACGGACACCAGUCCGCAUUGAACAGGUCAGGACUUUUACACCCACCUAGAAAAUCAUUUACCCAACUUAGCACUGAUCUACCCGUUUAAGACAGACUUUCAGAGGGAUUCAGUCAGAGAAUUGUUGAACUCUUGAUGUCAUCGUAACACUUCCACAUAACAUUGGUGCAUCGCCCUCAUCAGCUCCGGGGUUUUGAUUGCUUCUGACAGAAAUGCAUCCCGUUAAGUGAGCUGACCUUAACUCACACAGGCCAUUGCGCUUAACCUAAUUCAACAUAAUUAUCAUUGGUUACAAUCGGAAAAUAUCAUCGUUUAAGGGUCCUGCACAGAAACAACAAGGUAAAACGCUGCCACAUCAUGACAGAAAAGGUCUUGGAGCUGUCCCUUUAAUAGAGUUCAUUGUUAAACAGGCCACAUACCGUGAAUGCUGUGGGACCUCCCUUUCCCAUGGGCCCCUGUUGCCCCCUUUUGUGUGUGUGUGUGUGUGUGUGUGUGUGUGUGUGUGUGUGUGUGUGUGUGUGUAACGCCCGGUAGAAGGGAAUAACCAGUAGUCUCAAUGUCCUCUUGAUCUAUAACAACACAAGAUAACACAUUGCUCUUUUCUCUUUUUUCAAACGUAAGCUGUAGUAACUGUUGAGAGGGGACAUCAGCUAGCUAUGGCUUUUCGCCUGUAUGAAGGAAAGGAACACGCUAGAUCCUACUGGAAGUACAGGAUCGCUCCAACAGAUCUUCUAAUACAACAAGUGCUUAACUUCCUGGAAAAGCAGAUGGGUCGUCCCUUUGAGCGGGCAGCGGAUGUCGGCUGUGGCUCAGGACAAGGCACUGUGCUGCUGGCCGAACACUUUGCCUCCGUGCUGGGGACAGACGUUAGUCCGGCCCAGCUGGAAAUGGCUUUGCAGCAUUCCAAAAAGCCAAACAUCACUUAUAGAGAGUGUGCGGCCGAGCAGCUGCCGUGCGCUGACAGCUCGCUGGACUUGGUGACAGCCAUGUCCGCCUUCCACUGGUUCGACCGACCUCGCUUUCUCCAGGAGGCCCACAGAGUCCUGAAGCCCCGCGGAUGCUUGGCUCUGCUCAACUACACCAUUGACAUGCAGCUCGGCUACCCAGGGUGCUGCUCACACACACUCAACCAAGUCUGCAAAGAGGCAGGAGUGUGUGUGGGUGGAACGGCCCAUGCCUCUGUCCAGCUACAUGGGGUUGGUGGAGUCUUUCUCCAGCUAUCAGGCGCUUCUGAGAGAAGACCCGCAGAAAGCCACUGCCCUCUCUCAAGACAUCAGUCAGAGGUUGAUGUCCAUAAUGAGGGUGACCUCAGUGGAGACAGAGGUGCUUGUGGCGGUGAAGUAUUUUUACCUGCUGGCCUGCAAACCGCAGGAAGCCUGACUCCUCACAGCCCUUUCUACAAAGUCAUGAAGAACCUUGCUCCACCUCCCAGUCUGGUCAACCUUUGGUCUGGAAGUUUUCUCCUUAACAUCUUUUUUAAAAGCAAACAAGAUUAAGUGAUAUGCAGAUGAUCAUUGUGUGAAGCCUUCUUAUGCAUUAGCUGAACUUGAUUUUUUUUCAUUAUUAACAUAGUGUGCAAGUUGGUAGCUUUUACAGUAAUAGCUCACUAACUCCCAACAAAGUAUGAGGUUGUACCACUAGAGGGAGACAUGUGAUUGAAAGUGACAGAAGACACUGCUAACUGCACACCUUCUCGUUCAAUGGUUCAUCUUUAUUUUCUUUGAAGACCUCAAAACUAUGAAGGAACUGAUAUGGAACAAAAAAAUGCUCAACAAACCAGAAUAUGUUUCUAUACUAUUCUUCAAAGUAGCCAUCUUUAGCUUUAAAGACAGCUUUGCACACUUUUCUUCAAUCAGCUUCAGGAUUUGUGGGAUUCUUAAUGUGUUUGAAGUCCGUUGUGUUGUGCAGAGGUUCUAUACAGUGAAAGGGCCUAUUUCACUACGGAUGUAUCCAUAAUAUGGAUUAGAACGGUUUAGAACCGUCCAUCAUUAUUUUGAGACAAGAAGGUCAGUCAAUCCAGUAAAAUAUCAAUAACUAAUAUUUUGAGAUGAGGGAAGCUGAAGUUUAGCAAUGUCAACUCAUUUCCCCUCUACACGCAAAAGCUCCAAAAAGAGCACGACCCUAUCGAGUGCAUCCGAGCCUCCUUCUUGAUUUGUUAUUCCAGCUGUUCCUUCUAGUAGAACGUUCCUUUUUGAUCAAUAUCAAACAUUUUGGAGUUAUUAUUAGAAAGCCUUUCCAUCCUAUGAAAUCAAAUGUCUUCUCCCAACACGCUCAGCUUUAAGUGAAAUGUGUUGGUAUCUUUAAAUAUAUCAGUUCCCUUCCUUCUAUAAUACAGGGCAUCACGGUCAGCCACAGACCUUGUAUUUUAUACACGAGCACGCCGUAGUCCACCCCACAGGACUGUAAAAACAAAAGCGCUUUCAAACACACUGUUUGAAUAUACAAAUAUGAGUUACGACUCAUUUGCAUGUUCCUUUGCCUUAGGCACGAGGUACGUCUUUCCUCACCCUCCCAUAUUCAAAUGAAGGUGUCUUGGUGUGCAUGUGUGAGUCGAGGAGAAAGAGAGAGAAAUGGCCUCUUUACGUCAACGAUAGCCGACAGAUUUCGAUCUGAUGUCCCGCCCCCUCGGUGUGCCACUACGACACACAAAGCUUUCAGGUAACAUAAAAUCAUCCACGUUAUUAUUACACACUGCAAAGAAAGUGCUUCAGGAGUGUGAUGACCAGGUGUGAAGUUCAGUGCCCAGUGGACAGAAGGGUAAGAAGACCACAGGACAUUUAAACCAGCAGAUGGGUGUUCAAGGCCGGCUGGCGUGUUUCAUGUUUUUUGCGAUGUUUUUUCCGUGCUUGUGUUACACGAGUCCUUACUUCAUUUAAGCCCAACCACAAUGUUUUUCCUCACGAGUGUUUGUCAGACCGACUUCAGAGCGGUUCUUCCUAACGGGGAGCGUGUCUGCUGCACAGAUGUUCCCCUCCCUCUGGAUUAAUACUGAAACAAAAACCCUCCUUCAAUACUCUGGAUGUAUUCAAAUGAAAGACAUCUGUUAUUUAAACCAUUUACCCACAAACUAACUGAUAUGGUAAAAGAGUGUUUUUGCAUUAACAAUGUUAGUUUCUAUAAAAUGUUUCCACUUUUUAAAAUGUAUUGUGUCCCAUGACAAUAGGCACCAAGAGGUGCAAAAGAGGGGACAUUACUCCCAUGAUUCAAUACGUGACUCAUGUGUGCUAUAAGCUUUGUUGAGCCUGUGACUCUUUUUACUUGCACAAACCACACACAGAGGUCCACAUGCCGGGGGACAGUACCACAAUGUGUUGCCACCAACCUUUUUUUCCGUGUCACUGCUGAUUUGCUAACAAGUGACACACUGUUUCUCUGAGUCCCUGCUGGCAGAUUAGAUGUACUGGUGAUGUCCUACGACCGUCGUCAGUAGUACGGGUGUAGGUGUCCUUCCCUGACAUUACAAAUUGCCGCUGGGUAGAUGUUGAGAGGGAAGUUACCAUACACGGAGCCACCUGCCAAUCAGCAGCUAACAACAUUCACACCAUUCAGACGCUUUUGAGGCAUUGUAUAGAUCUAUAACCAAAAACAGAGUGGUGUGCCCGUGCUGGCGAGUUACCAAACACAUACGUUUUAUGAUUAGUUUAUAGCAGCAGCAGAAGUAAAGCAAGCAUGAUGCAUGAUAUAGGAUUACUAUUAUCAGGACAUGUGCAUUAGUCAUGUUGCUCCCGACUCAGUUUUCAUCCCUCAAACUGAGUAGACGCCAUUCACACGUGGGUCAUUUGGUCCAGCAAUACAGCCUUGGUUUUCAGCAGCGUGGCGUCAUUGUUGGCCCUCCACCUCCACCUGCAUCUCCAGCUUCAAGUCGAAGUGAGGCAGCAAAGCUGGGUCCGGGUUUGACUGAGGCCCUGCUGGAGUCUGAAGGAGUUUCUGAUAAACCCAAAUGAUAACAUUGGAUUUUUAGCUGAAUCCAACUCGGUGGCAUUAAGUUAAGCAUUGCUUUGUUCCACAAUGCUUUGUUAAGCAUUAACAAAAAUAGCUAAACCCCCUGCUGUUGGUUUUAAUAUACUUUGCUUAGUCAUGGGCGUGAGGGUAGAUAAGUUUAUUGCCCCUCGGGACGAGCUGGACCCUGGAUUGUUCACAACAUGCAGUGCAGGAGACAAAUCCUAACACUUUUGCUUCCGGUGUGCCAACAGCAGAUGUCCUUUUGAGUUGAGCUGAACAUUUACUAAGUCACUGAUCUGCAGACAUCAAAGUUGGAAGCUAAAUUAGAGGUCACACCUGAAGGUCGGAUUUGUGUGGGCUACGUGGUGGUGGGAUGAAAGGAGGAGGGGCGCAUCGAUCUGGCACUCAUGAGAUUAUAUUCCUGUGUGUUUUCGUAUUAUUUCACUUUAGUGCUGUUGUGCUAUGAAUUAAAGAUUAACUUGAGAAAAUAA
Molecule: messenger RNA, 4756 nt
Organism: Gasterosteus aculeatus aculeatus (three-spined stickleback)
Lineage: Eukaryota; Metazoa; Chordata; Actinopteri; Perciformes; Gasterosteidae
Product: putative methyltransferase DDB_G0268948
Molecular function (GO): S-adenosylmethionine-dependent methyltransferase activity
Source: RefSeq, a predicted model, not a curated record